This is a messenger RNA of Malania oleifera, 2020 nucleotides long. Its product is annotated as E3 ubiquitin-protein ligase RGLG4. NCBI's taxonomy places the organism in Eukaryota, Viridiplantae, Streptophyta, Magnoliopsida, Santalales, Ximeniaceae. The record is from RefSeq and is a predicted model, not a curated record. The transcript is spliced from 11 exons. Bases 404 to 1681 code for a protein of 425 amino acids.
ACCAAAGCAUGCACCCAGCUAAUAACAACGGACAAUUAUAAUAGUAUGAGUAGAUUCUUUGGUUCCUUGUUUAUAUUUUUUCUUUGGGGGCGGGAGGUAAAGUGACUGGGAGAAGCAUCUGAUGGGCAUCGGUGUUACGCAAACGCUUCUGUAGGUGCGUACUUGUUCUCCGAAGUCACGUUAUUCGAGUGAUGCAGAGAGCAAAAAGGAAGAUAAUAGAAUGCCCACUGCCCUGAUCAACAGCGAAAGAAGAAGAGAGGAAGGGGCCAGGAAACUGGCACACUGGUGCAGCACCAGUACUGCGACUUAUCAGUUCAUUUAAAUUCGGGGAGCAACUAGCAUGAGCGAGAGCAAGCAGGCAAUUCAUUAAGAAGAUGAAGUAAUUAAUUCAAGAUUGAAAUUAAUGGGUGUAUUGCUUUCGCGUGGUAAGAAAAAGAGCGGCGACGACUCAUUCUGGAGCGGAAACAACAUCAAUAGUAAUAGAAGUAGCAGUAGUGCUGGAAUUGGAAGCAGCAGCGGAAGCAUGAGAAAAAUAAGAAGCAUGGCCCAACCACACAACACCGACAAGAACAAGAGCAAGCAGUCUUCUUCUUCCUCUGUAAUCAGCAGCAAGAACAACAAGUACUCUUUCAUUCCAGAUUACUUCACUACCCUUGACCAGGUUACAGAAGCCUUGAGAGGAGCAGGUCUAGAAUCAUCGAAUCUUAUCAUUGGAAUUGAUUUCACUAAGAGCAAUGAAUGGGCAGGCAAGACAUCAUUCAGUAAUAGGAGCCUGCAUGCCAUUGGCCAUACUCCUAAUCCAUAUGAGGAAGCCAUUUCAAUUAUUGGAAAGACAUUGGCGCCCUUUGAUGAAGACAACUUAAUUCCUUGUUUUGGCUUUGGUGAUGCCACUACCCAUGAUCAAGAAGUGUUUAGCUUUCAUACUGAUCAUUCACUUUGCCAUGGAUUUGAAGAAGUUCUAGCCUGCUACAAAAAGAUAGUUCCAAAUUUGCAACUGUCAGGUCCAACUUCGUAUGGACCAGUGAUUGAAGCUGCAAUAGACAUUGUGGAAAAUAGUAAUGGGCAGUACCAUGUUUUGGUUAUCAUAGCAGACGGCCAGGUGACAAGAAGUGUCAAUACAAGUGAAAGAGAACUUAGCCCUCAAGAAGAGAGAACAAUUAGUGCAAUUGUCAAUGCGAGUUCAUGUCCACUCUCGAUUGUUCUUGUUGGUGUCGGUGAUGGACCCUGGGAAGAUAUGAAAACAUUUGAUGAUAAGAUACCUGCUCGUGUAUUUGAUAACUUUCAGUUUGUUAACUUCACCGAUAUUAUGUCUAAAAACACAACUUCUUCUGGGAAAGAGACAGCUUUCGCUCUUGCUGCUCUCAUGGAGAUCCCCAUCCAGUAUAAAGCAUGCCGUGAACUCAGUUUACUUGGACACACGACAGGGAAAGCCAAAAAAGUAGUUCCACGCCAUCCUCCCAUUCCUUACACUCACCGUUCUUUACCGGCCAGCGAACCAAGCAAUCUUUCAACAUCUGUGGCAGAUGAAAGAAACCAGGUCUGCCCUAUAUGCUUGACCAGUGGAAAGGACAUGGCAUUUAACUGUGGGCAUAUGACCUGUAGAGAAUGUGGGUCAAGAUUGUCAAAUUGUCCCAUAUGCCGCCAGCAAAUUGGCAGCCGUAUCAGACUAUAUACUGGGUAGUUGCAGCAGUUGGACAAAAAUGAGCAGAGGUUAUAUAUAUAUAUAUAUAUAUAUAUAUAACUUUACCUUGUGCUUUAGGUGUGAGUAUCACCAAUGUAAGUAGCUACUGAGAAAUGUCUUUAUGAUGAACUGCUGUGAACUGCUUGUUUUAUAUAUGCAUGUUUCUAUCUUCCAAUAUAUAUGUAGUUUCUCACCGUUGAAUUAAAUUUUUUUUUUUUGUUCAUUUUAUGUUUGUUUCAGAAUUCAAGCAUGGAUAGUGUCAAUUUGUAAUUAUACAGCUUCAAGAUUCACAGUGCCAGUGGAUGGCUAUGGUUUUAAUACAAACAAGUUGUAUUGAAA